This is a messenger RNA of Trichomonas vaginalis G3, 501 nucleotides long. RefSeq lists its product as uncharacterized. NCBI's taxonomy places the organism in Eukaryota, Parabasalia, Trichomonadida, Trichomonadidae. The record is from RefSeq and is a predicted model, not a curated record. Gene Ontology annotation, molecular function: protein binding. The transcript has a single exon. Bases 1 to 501 code for a protein of 166 amino acids.
AUGUAUGCUAUUGCUAAUAAAAGAGAAAGGACAUUGUUGAAUUUGCUAAAAGAUAAAAGAGUUCAAGUAAACAUCGCAAAUUCAAGUGGAGAAACAGCUUUGACAAUGAGUCUUUGUUUGCCAAAUGCUGCUUGCUUGGAUUUGUUGAUGAUGAGAGAGGAUUUGAUGGUUAAUACCAAGCAUAUCAACGGAAUGACCCCUUUACACAUCGCAAUAAAUAAUAAUAAAUUAGAUUGCGUAAUUUUACUGUUGCGAAGAAAGGAUUUGGAUGUUAAUAUUGUUAGUGAUAACGGAAUGACUCCUCUUGUAUUAGCUUUGCUAAUGAAAAGGAAGGAAAUGAUUAUCGAGCUUUGUCUCGAUGGGAGAUCUGACUAUGAUACUGAGCAUGAAAUAACAUUGAAUGAUGGUACGAAACUUACCACGUGUCCAAGAAAGAUUGCGAGUAUUAUUAAGAUAAACGGAUUCUCCAGAUUGAAUGAAUAUAUUCCUCCUUUAGCAUAA